AUGUCCAGCAAUACGCGCAGGUUUCCGUCCAACGGGCGCAAGCGCGUCCUCGUUGUUGGCGCCGGUGCAGCAGGCAUGUCCACAGCCCAUCACCUCGCGCAGCACCCGGAGAAGUUCGACGUAACGCUCAUCGACGCAGUGGACUACUGCGGCGGACAAGCGUUCUCAAUCCCGCUCGACAAGGACCGGUACGGUGCGUCAUGGUGCAAUCAAGGUGUGCAGGGCGGAUCGUACAUCUUCCACCAUACGAUGACGAUGUUCGCGCGCCAGGGGUACCGGGCCGACCCUGUGAAGCUACAGGUAUCCUUCGGGAAGGACGAUACUUUCUGGACGAAUAUGUUUCCGACGGAGUUGAUAGCGCGACAUCAGAAGGAAAUAUCGCGACUGACGACGGUGCUGAAGCUCAUGCGCUGGUUCGAGGUCUUCUUUGCGCUGCUGCCGCUUCGGCUCGUGAUGAAGAUUUUUAUGUUCUCCGAGGAGUUUACCAACUGCGUUGUUUUGCCCAUGACGGCUCUGUUCCUGGGUACUGGAAACGCCACGCCCGAGGUCCCUGCCAUCAUGUUCGAGCGGCUUUGCACGUCCCCGACAUACGGCAUGUGGUAUAAGACUGACAGGCACACGGUCGUCAAGAACCAGCCGCCGAUGGUCGUUUUCCCGAACUUCUCCGAAUUUUACGAGACGUGGCGGAAGGACCUCGUCUCCAAGGGUGUCAAGGUUCGCCUCUCGACGGAGCUGACAGAGAUUAUACAACGGGAUAAUCACGGGGUCGUAGUUAGAGUGAAACCACGUACGCCCGUGCUGGAUCAUCAUAAUCCUAACGACGCAGACCUAGACGCGCCGGUCAGCCAGGAGACAUACGACGAAAUUGUUCUGUGCACUCUUGCAGAUAAAGCAAAGGAGGUAUUGGGACGUACAGCGUCGUGGCGAGAGAAGCGGGUCCUAGGUUCUGCCAAGUUCAGCGACGACAUCACCAUCACGCACAACGACUCGGAUUACAUGAAGAAGCACUACGAGAAUUUCUACAGGGAAGACCUAGCCGUGGCCAACACAAGCGGUGUCGACCAGACCUCGCGGCUCAACAACGCAGCGAGUAACUUCCGCCCGAUGUACUACAUCAAGAUGUACCCGCAAGACAAGAAGAAGCUCGAGAUGUGUUUCGACUGCACGAAUUACCAGAGCCAGUUCCCCGAGAACGUGCCAUUCGAGCAACAUGUAUUUCAAACGAUAUACCUGAACAAAGACCGGGACCGCCCCCUGUGGUCCGACGGCGAGAUUCGCAAGGAUCGCAUCAUUCGUCAGGACUGGUGGCACCAGCUAUGUCACAGCUACACGCACUACUUGUUCGUGGUGCCGUGGAUGAUGUUCUUGCAGGCGCGCAAGCACACGCGGUUCGCGGCCUCCUGGACACUCGUCAACGCGCACGAAGUCGCCGUCAUGUCGGGUAUCGCUGCCGCCGUCGACCUCGGCGCCGAGUAUCCCGAGGAUUUAGAGCACGAUCGUUUCUCGUUUCUUUGUUUCCGGCUUUACUACCUGCUGGCGUACGGGAAGUGGUACAGACGCAAGUACACGGCAAAGGGUGCUAGCAGUAACAAAUCUACGGAUGAUGCGAGCAACUGGGCUUCAGGGUUGUAUGGGAGCGUGUACAAGGGUCCUGGGGUGUCGACAGUUGAGCGACGAACUUGGCGGGAGGAAGUGAAGAAAGGUACCAGCACAGACAAUAUGGCUGAGGGAAAUGCGCCUGGCAGGAGUCAGCCAUAG
Xylaria bambusicola is the source of this 1758-nucleotide messenger RNA. RefSeq names its product FAD dependent oxidoreductase. The transcript has a single exon. The coding region runs from base 1 to 1758 and encodes 585 amino acids. Gene Ontology annotation, molecular function: oxidoreductase activity. Lineage: Eukaryota; Fungi; Ascomycota; Sordariomycetes; Xylariales; Xylariaceae. The record is from RefSeq and is a predicted model, not a curated record.